AUGGCACCUUUCACUCCACCAGUGUUGUACACCCGUUUACCAACCUCAACACCUUCACCUUCUUCAUUCACAUCACCUUCAUCUUCAAGAUCAUCUUCACCAUUCUUGAGAGGUUCACCCAUCGAAUAUCCAAAUCCAUUGAUAUCAAUGACAUCAAAUAAAGUCAAACGAUAUCGAAUAAAACCCAUACAAGCAUUUUUGAUCAUUUCGAUAUUUGCUUUGAUCACAUUACCUUUAACAUUUCAUUAUAGACGUGAACAAGUUUCAUCCUAUUUAUAUUUCAGUUCAGGAUCACAAUAUAUAACAAUUGAUCUAUCAACGUCUCAUAUACCUCAUGCAUCAGGUGGAUUAAGUGAACAUCUCAAGAUACCUUUAACGUUGGAAGCUAGAUUACAUUAUUUACUGUCUAGACCUGCAUUAUAUCAAUGGGAAGCUGAAUUACCCAAUAGACACGGAUGCCCAUUUUACACUUUUUCAAGAAAUACUUAUUUCUUUCACGAUGGUAAACCUGAACAAUGGGAAAAAAUAGACCCUUCCGAGAUCAGAAGAUACCGAUCAAAAAUAGUGGAUUAUCUGAGGACGGUAGAAAGGGAAGGCGGUAAACUGGUUUGGGACGAUGAAAUGGAAAAACAUGUUCCGGUUGAAGAUAGAAAAGGUAUUAUAAUGACAGGUGGUGAAGGUAAAACAUUGGCAAGAUUGAAAAUAUCAUUGAAUAUGCUUCGGAAUGUACUUCAUACAACUCUUCCAAUUGAAGUAUAUCAUUUCCCAGAUGAACUACAAGAUCAAGUCGCUCGAGCAGAAUUAAUCGAUGAAUAUGAUGUGAGAUUAAAGGAAGUGGGAGGUAAAAGUCCUAAUGGGAAAAGCUGGAAUAUCAAAAAUUCAGCUUUCUUGGCUAGUAAUUUUACUGAAUUUGUAUAUAUGGAUAGUGAUAAUAUACCUCUAAUCGAUCCUCGGACGUUAUUCGACUCAAUAGAAUAUAAACAGAGUGGAAGUGUCUUUUGGGCUGAUCUGAAUAAAGAUCAUCCCGACAACGCAAUUUUCCGUAUACUCGGGAAAACUUGUACAGAUGAUCAUUGGCCUGCCGAAGCUGGUCAGCUUCUAUUCGAUAAACGAGGUAACAAUGGACUGAAUCUUGCGAUACUACAUUUAUCGAAUCACAUGAUGACGAAUCCUGAUAUGUAUGGGUUCCUAAGUUAUGGUGAUAAAGACACUUUCAGAUUCUCGUUUUACGCAUUGGGUCUACCAUAUCAACAAGCACCCAAAAUAUUUGCUACUACAGGUGGAUAUCAAACUCAAGGUGGCGAUAGUUCAUUGGAUUUCUGUGGUCAUUCCAUGAUUCAAUGGGGCUUAACACCGCUCUCAGCAAAACAUGAUCCAACAUAUCAUCCACCACCUGCAUUCUUACAUACGAUCCUAGCUAAACAUCGUCAAAACCUACAACCAUCAAAACUGUUUUCACAUAUCCGUCGACCACGAUUAGACGGCAUUUCAGAACCACUCUUAGUCAGAACAUUAUAUGAGUUCACGGGAGAUUGUUUCGCUCUAACUUUGAAAGGUCCAGAUGGUGCCCCAGAUAUAGAGAAUUCAAUGGGAGAUGGUCAAGGUGUUGAUAUGUAUAACUUGAAAGACAUAUUGGGUAAUGGAGAAGUCUGGAAAGAGGUUGAAAGGUUGAGUGAAGGUUUCGCAAAGAUAAAUCAGAAUUAA
Molecule: messenger RNA, 1704 nt
Organism: Kwoniella shivajii
Lineage: Eukaryota; Fungi; Basidiomycota; Tremellomycetes; Tremellales; Cryptococcaceae
Exons: 6
Coding region: 1-1704 (567 amino acids)
Biological process (GO): mannan biosynthetic process
Cellular component (GO): Golgi apparatus
Molecular function (GO): alpha-1,2-mannosyltransferase activity
Source: RefSeq, a predicted model, not a curated record